AUGACACGGUACUGGGCAUCCGUAGCUGUGAUCUUUGCGGCGCUUAUGCAUGUAUGCCAUGCGUAUAUGGCCAUGCUGGAGGACAGCAAAGAAAUGCGGCAAGCUUGCAGUGGCAUGUGGGCUGGCACCAACACAAGCGUGGAAGUGGUUUUCUACCCUAAUUCUACGGGUCGUGUCACUACCAUCAUCUAUGAGGCCGAAGAAAUCGAUCUGAUCGGCAAGUAUGAUGUCGCACAGGAAAAAUACGGCCACUAUUUCAAAACCUACAUUUGUACAUCGCUUGCUAUGCAGCAUGGACUGUGUACGCAAGAUCAGUUGGGCUAUUAUAUUGUUGAUAACAGCACGACCGUAAACACCAUUCAACAAAAGCAGUUUGAUUUCGGUGAGAAAUUGACGGAGCCACAAAGCAUGACAUACCCUGUGACGUCAACAGGCUUUUACUGCGUUGGUGUUAUGCCUCUUACAACGUCUACCACUGCCAAAAAUACAGAGCGAUUCCAUGGUCACGUUGAGUACCAUAACCGGUUCGAUGGCCAGCUAGCUGCAGCCCAGCAUCCUAAGCUCUAUCUUUACUUCCUUCUUAUGGUAUUGUAUAUGGCUAUGGGCGGCGCUUGGCUAUUUGCUUGCUUCAAGUACCGUGAUCAGAUUGUUACAGUGCAGCAUUUCAUUUCAGGCGUGAUUGCUUUCCUCGUGAUUGAGAUGCUGUGUGAGUGGAUGUUCUACCGCUACUACAACCUGCAUGCCAUUGACUUGAUGAAGUUUGAGGCCAUGGAUGGUAGUGCCGGUGUCACCGCUACAGCACGUACGCUGCUAGUUCUCUCGAGUGUGCUGGAGGCCAUGCGCGACAGCUUGUCGUUCUUUUUGCUGCUCAUCGUGUCAAUGGGCUAUGGCGUAGUACGUCCGACUAUCGGUCGCGCCAUCAUUAAAGUGUAUAUUCUGACCGCCUUCCACUUUGUAUUUGGCGUAAUGUACUCGGUUGGUCUGAUUCUCGUGCUGCUGGAAGAUGCUGGCGCGUGGGUCGUGUUAUUCAUCUUCCCUCUGGCAUUUACACUCACAGCCUUCUACAUGUGGAUUAUGUUCUCACUCAAGGCGACCAUCCAGGACCUCACGGAACGUCAUCAAACAUUCAAGUGUGCUAUGUUUAAGCGCCUGCAGGCCAUCUUGAUGGGCACUAUCAUCACUAUCGCCGUCUACUUCUUUGCGCUAGUCAUCCUUGUAUCGUUGAAUGGUACAGGUGACUUUGCUGAUGACUCAUGGAAGUAUCGGUGGUUUAUUCUCGAUGGCUUUCUUUCCAUGGUAUACUUUGUUGUGUUUGCGCUCAUUGCUUGGCAAUGGCGUCCCACAGGUCAUAAUAUGCGCCUGGCCAUGUCAGAUGAGCUUGCCACGGAUGAGGAGGCUGCAGGUGCUACCUACGAUGUGCCGACUAUCGACUCCGAUCAUGAAGAGAUUGAUGCAGAUGCAGAAGAAGUGGAAUCUGUACAUCUACAACAACUCUCGCACGCACAGGCGCAUGGCGACGACCUUCCAUCGUACGCCUCUGUCUCUGCCUUGGCUGAUGAGCAUGAGACAACUACGUCGAAGGACCCUGAUGCCUUGGUCUUUGACUUGGACGAUAAUGCCUCUAUGAAAAAGCACGCUUCCUUUGACGAACACGAUGCAGAAGACUUUGAGAUGGAACGACUCACGCUUGACGAUGACGAUGACAGAACCAAGUAG
This is a messenger RNA of Malassezia pachydermatis, 1716 nucleotides long. Its product is annotated as ptm1-member of the major facilitator superfamily. Gene Ontology annotation, biological process: retrograde transport, endosome to Golgi. The coding region runs from base 1 to 1716 and encodes 571 amino acids. NCBI's taxonomy places the organism in Eukaryota, Fungi, Basidiomycota, Malasseziomycetes, Malasseziales, Malasseziaceae. The transcript has 5 exons. The record is from RefSeq and is a predicted model, not a curated record. Gene Ontology annotation, cellular component: Golgi apparatus; membrane.